Capsicum annuum is the source of this 1734-nucleotide messenger RNA. Its product is annotated as lysine histidine transporter 1-like. Bases 220 to 1551 code for a protein of 443 amino acids. The record is from RefSeq and is a predicted model, not a curated record. Gene Ontology annotation, cellular component: plasma membrane. NCBI's taxonomy places the organism in Eukaryota, Viridiplantae, Streptophyta, Magnoliopsida, Solanales, Solanaceae. The transcript has 8 exons.
AAAUGGAGAUUGUGUAAUGGUAAGGAGUCGCAUUCGGAAUUUAGAAAUAAAUAAAAACUUGAAUAACUUUGGCAUAAAUGUAUGAAUAUCGAUCUCUUUUAAAAAGAUCAAAUCAACGUAACCUGUGUUUUAUGGUUACGAACUUUGGAAUUCAUAAUAUUACAACUGGUUGCAAUCUUCAUAGCUACCCUUCCAUCACAUCACACAAGUCACAACGAUAUGAGAGUCUCAUCAGACAAAAAUGAGGUUGAUGGAAGAAGUGAGGAACAAAAGAGGAUCGAUGAAUGGCUUCCCAUUACUUCUUCGAGGAAUGCAAAAUGGUGGUAUUCUGCAUUUCACAAUGUUACCGCUAUGGUUGGUGCUGGUGUACUCGGUCUCCCUUAUGCAAUGGCAGAGCUCGGAUGGGGACCUGGUAUAGCACUGCUGGUUGUAUCUUGGGUUGUAACAUUAUACACCCUAUGGCAAAUGGUUGAGAUGCAUGAAAUGGUUCCAGGUAAACGUUUCGAUAGAUAUCACGAACUGGGGCAGCAUGUUUUUGGUAAAAAGAUGGGGCUAUAUAUCGUGGUGCCUCAACAACUGGUUGUUGAAGUUGGCCUUGACAUUGUUUAUAUGGUGACUGGAGGAAAAUCACUACAGAAGAUCCACGAUUUAGUCUGCACUGACAAUUGUGUAGAAAUCAAACUGACCUACUACAUCAUGAUGUUUGCCUCUGUCCAUUUUGUGCUCUCUCAUCUUCCCAAUUUCAAUGCCAUAUCUGGUGUGUCUUUGCUAGCAGCUAUCAUGUCCUUAAGCUACUGUAUCAUUGCUUGGGCGGCUUCAAUUGAAAAGGAUAAGCAACCAGAUGUGAGUUACGCGUACAAGGCUAAAAACCCAGGGGAAGGUGUUUUCAACUUUUUCAGCGGAUUAGGAGAAGUGGCUUUUGCAUACGCGGGUCACAAUGUGGUGUUGGAGAUUCAAGCUACAAUCCCUUCAACACCGGAGAAGCCAUCUAAAGGACCUAUGUGGAAGGGAGUCGUUGUUGCUUACAUUAUUGUGGCUCUAUGUUACUUCCCAGUUGCACUUAUCGGCUAUUACAUAUUCGGGAAUUCAGUAUCAGACAACAUUCUCAUCUCUUUGAACAAACCUACUUGGCUCAUUGUCAUGGCCAAUGCCUUUGUUAUUCUCCACAUCAUUGGGAGCUAUCAGCUCUAUGCAAUACCGGUGUUUGACAUGGUUGAGACUUACCUUGUAAAGAACCGUAAGUUCAAGCCAACAUGGUACUUGAGAUUUAUCACCAGGAACCUUUAUGUGGCUAUCACAAUGUUUAUUGGAAUCAUCUUCCCUUUCUUUGGGGGGCUGCUUGGAUUCUUUGGAGGUUUUGCUUUUGCUCCAACAACCUAUUUUCUCCCUUGCAUCAUGUGGCUUGCAAUCUACAAACCAAAGAAAUGGGGUCUCUCUUGGACUACUAACUGGUUUUGCAUAAUACUGGGAGUUUUGCUGACUAUUUUAGCACCAAUUGGCGGCUUAAGGACCAUCAUUGUACAAGCCAAGACGUACAAGUUCUUCUCUUAGACAUUUUCCCAACUUCCAUUAGCUUAGGAGAAUCUCAUGUAGCAUUCAAGUCCAAGAAAAGGGACAUAAUUGAGACGAAUAUUAAGGUCUCAUGAUCAUCUUUAGUUGAUGUGCAUUUCUUCUAGUGUCUUACAAUGUAAAUGGAGUAACAAAACUUUGUCAGCUAUAGCAACUUUUAGUGUC